Molecule: messenger RNA, 1773 nt
Organism: Saxophila tyrrhenica
Lineage: Eukaryota; Fungi; Ascomycota; Dothideomycetes; Mycosphaerellales; Extremaceae
Exons: 6
Coding region: 1-1773 (590 amino acids)
Source: RefSeq, a predicted model, not a curated record
AUGAAGGUUGCUAGCCUCGCUCUUCUUUAUCUCUUGCAGUCAACCCAAGCUGCUUCGCCCGCUGCUUCGCCCCCUGCUCCCGUAGCGACCGAUGUCCAUGGGUCUGGAGUCUCAUACCAUGGUAUCUACAAGAAUAGCAUCGAAGCCUUCCUCGGUAUCCGCUAUGCUCACGACACAGGUGGCGAAUAUCGUUUCAAGCCUCCACGUCCGUACACGCCAGAUCCAGGUAGCAGGAUAGAAGCAAAAGAUCCGGGUUCCUCAUGUCCUCAGCGGAAAGACUAUGGCCCUCUGGGCAUCUGGGGCACUUACGAUUAUGUCACUGACACGUCUGAGGACUGUCUUCGGCUCAACGUUUGGAGACCGAACGGCACGGCUGCUGGUGAUAAGCUGCCGGUGCUUGUAUAUAUACAUGGAGGAUCGUUCUUGACCGGCAACAAAGAUGGUAUCCUCGCCCAGCUAGGAGGCAUGCAACUCCAUGCCAUCGACAAUGGCCAUCCGAUCAUGAACGUCGAGCUGAACUAUCGGCUCGGAGUUUUCGGCUUCGCACAGACAGGCGCACUCCUGGCAGAAGGCUCCACGAACGCCGGUAUACGGGACCAGCGUGCAGCCCUCGAAUGGGUGCGAGACAAUAUAGCGGCUUUCGGCGGCGAUCCUGAUAAGAUCACCAUCCAUGGUCAAUCGUCCGGUGGUCUUGCCGUGGGCAUGCAGAUCAUGGCAUAUGGCGGCACCCGCCCAGUCCCGUUUCAACAAGCCAUUUGUCAGAGCCAAGCGCUUGAACCAGGAAUUACAGGUAACUCAACUCGGAAGUCAAUGGCCAGGGCAUGGUCUGUAUCGGUCUGCGCCAGCUACUCGUUCGAUUCUGCAGAGAACGUUGCUUGCCUUCGCAGCCUGCCAAUGCAACAACUCUUGAAUGCUCAGCUGAUCACUCACACCGCUCGAGUGGCUCGACAACAAGGUGACAACUGGCUGCCUGUAGUGGACGGCGAUAUCGUUCCAGCGGCACCGUCUACGCUCAUUGCGGAGCAUCGUUUCGCCAACGUUUCAGCGAUGAUCGGAUGGACUGUCAAUGAUGCUGUUUUGUUUACCAAUACGAGCAUCAAGACGCCGCAUGAGACGUAUCACUUUCUGAACAAGUACAUGCCUGGGUUUACGGUGGAAAAUGUUGAGAAGAUGCUGGCCUUGUACCCUUCUCCUGAUUUUCAGCCCACACGCUUCAAAAAUGGGACAAUCAAGCUGCAUGCCGAGACGUAUCGCGCUGCCCGGAUAUAUCGAGACCUGUUGUUUACGUGCCAGCCGAUACACUACGGUCAAGCUCUCGCCGCCGCAGGCAACCCGGUCUACUUCUACAACCAAAACCAGUCCAUGCUCCAACCCCUCCUCCACAAGCACGACGAGUACGGCUUCGGAGUCGUGCACACAGCUGAGCUGAUCUAUGUCUUCGGGAACCUAACCAAAUUCAAUCUACCAGGCUUCGCAUACCACCCCCGCCCAUCCGACCACCGCCUCGCGUCCCAAGAAAGCCGAUCAUGGUCGUCCUUUGUCGCCGUCGGACAACCUUCGCUCGAAGGCCACGACACGCUCCAAGGCUGGAAGCAAGCAGAUUUCGACGACGACAACUAUGGUGUGUAUGUGAUAGGUGGCAAGUACCCUGGCUACUCCGGCACGGGACCGAGCAGCAGUGCGAAGGCGAGAAAAGUCAUGCUGGACGAGAAGCUGAGCGAGCGGUGCGGUUUCAUCAACUCUCCCGAGAUUGUGAAAGAGAUGCUGUACUAG